This is a messenger RNA of Cotesia congregata, 1059 nucleotides long. The record is from the annotation of a GenBank genome assembly. NCBI's taxonomy places the organism in Eukaryota, Metazoa, Arthropoda, Insecta, Hymenoptera, Braconidae.
AUGGAAAAUAAAUGGAACGUGUUGGUGACUGGGGGUGCUGGUUAUAUUGGUUCUCACACGGUAUUAGAACUAAUUAAACAAGAUUUUCCGGUGGUGGUCAUUGACAAUCUUGGCAAUGCCCAUAAAGAUCCGAAUGCCAGUAAACCAGAAUGUCUUUUACGUGUAGAAAAACUCGCCAGUAAAUCAGUAAUAUUUGAGGAAUGUGAUAUUACAGAUAUAAACGGUAUAGAAAAAUUAUUUAAAAAGUAUAAAUUUCAAUGUGUUAUUCAUUUUGCUGCUUUAAAAGCAGUAGGUGAAUCGUGCCAAAAACCUUUGGAAUAUUACAAAACAAAUGUUGGAGGUACAUUAAAUUUGUUGCAAGUAAUGAAAGAUAAUAAUGUAAAAAACUUGAUUUAUUCAAGUAGUGCAACUGUUUAUGGGAUACCAGAAAAGUUACCUCUUACUGAAGAAAUGAAAACUGGUAACUGUACUAAUCCCUAUGGGAAUACAAAGUUUAUCGUUGAAGAAAUUUUAAAGGAUUUGUGUGCAAGUGACAAAUCCUGGUCAGUUAUAUCGUUAAGGUAUUUUAAUCCUGUUGGCGCACAUCCGUCUGGUGAAAUCGGAGAAGAUCCAAAUGGUAUUCCAAACAAUUUAAUGCCAUUCAUAGCUCAAGUGGCUGUUGGUAAAAGAGAUAUAUUGUAUGUUUACGGUGAUGAUUAUGACACACCCGAUGGUACAGGUGUUAGAGAUUAUAUACACAUAAUGGACUUGGCUGUUGGCCAUGUAAAGGCUAUUAUUUAUCAAAGCUCACGAGAUGUUAAGGGUUUCAAGCCAGUUAAUUUAGGCACUGGGCGAGGUUUUUCCGUUUUAGAAAUGAUAAAGGCAUUUGAAAAAGCUUCUGAUAAAAAACUUAAUUAUAAAAUUGUUGAAAGACGACCCGGAGAUGUAUCAUCAAGUUAUGCAGAUGCUUCAUUGGCAAAAAAAGAAUUUGACUGGAUUGCUACAAAGAAUAUUGAUGACAUGUGCGCUGACACGUGGAACUGGCAAAGAAAAAAUCCUAAUGGAUUUAAAUCACUCUGA